GCAAUGCUAUGAUUAGAUCACAUGAUGUGUUGUUAUGUUUCACACCAUUUGUUACGUGAAGUGAUUCAACGAAACACUACUUUUGCUGAAUCUUACAAAUUAUAAGUUCAAAUUGGGUGACAAUGGGAUCAGUUCACUCCAAGAGUGUAUCCAAGAGUGCAUCGGCGUCUGUGGGCUCAUUUGGACGAGCUGGAUCAUUCUUGGAGUACGACAGAGUCAUACACCACUUGAGUCGCGGGGAUCUGAUAGAAGUCUUGAGGGGUCGGUACAGGCAUUGGGCGAUCUUCGAGUCGGUCGACCACUACGGGAAUGUCAUGUGUUUCCACAUCACGGCUGUUGAUAAUGGAUAUGCCGAUGACAUGGACACUGACCUCACGAGGACUGGUGUCCGCAAAGAGAUUUCAUUCAAUGGCAAAGCGCUGCUUAAAUACGAGCCGUUGGAGGAUAUCCUCAAAGACACGGAUAGUCCGCAGCCAUCGCUCUGUCGGAUCAAUAACCAGGAGAUCAUGGCUUCCAAGAUGUUGAAGACUAUUGGCAAUCAGUUGCCAGACUUGGAUCAAGUGUUUACAACUCUUCACCAAAUGAAAGACACCAUUUUCAGAUACUGUCUAAAAUCACUGAACUGCGAGCACUACUCCACGUUCUGGAAGUAUGGCAUCGGGUGGUCAUCACAGGUGAACACCUUUAAGGAUAUAAUCACCGCAGUCCUCAAGACUGUGUCCACUUUGAGCGAUACGACCGGCCGUUACUUACAGAACAACGGGUGCUAUAAAAUGGGUUUCGUUUGUCUCCUAAUAUCAGUCAUCUCUUCAAUGGCUGCUAAAGUGGUCGAAGAAAUUGAUUUGACGCUUAAGAACCUUAGACUCGAUUCAGCAAAAGUAGUGUUUCGUUGA
This is a messenger RNA of Oppiella nova, 893 nucleotides long. Lineage: Eukaryota; Metazoa; Arthropoda; Arachnida; Sarcoptiformes; Oppiidae. The record is from the annotation of a GenBank genome assembly.